This is a messenger RNA of Tetranychus urticae (two-spotted spider mite), 3608 nucleotides long. RefSeq lists its product as uncharacterized. Lineage: Eukaryota; Metazoa; Arthropoda; Arachnida; Trombidiformes; Tetranychidae. Gene Ontology annotation, molecular function: protein binding. Gene Ontology annotation, biological process: cell projection morphogenesis. The record is from RefSeq and is a predicted model, not a curated record. Gene Ontology annotation, cellular component: synapse.
AGUCAUUUUUAGGAAACCAUUUUGUUCUUAGAUUUACUUAUUUGAAAUUCAAGUAAUAUCUUUUUUUUAAACAAUUGUUUAAAUAUCUGAUUUCAAUUUAUGUGAUUGAUUGGUUUUAACUAUUAAACACUUAGCUCAGAUCGUGGUGGAUCAAUUGUGGUCAAUUGUAAUAGUGACAAUAACGGCCAUUCUCUAAAUCAAGUUUGUGAACCCCUGAUGGAGGAGAACAAAGAAAUCUCCAAAGGACCUGGAAACGCUAAGGCUAAAGGUGAUACACUUCAAACUAAGAAGAUGAAAUCAAAUGAUGAAGUUGACAUUCGGUUAAUGAGUGGUCGAAAGGAAUCAAAGAAAGAUAAAGGCAUUGCAGGAAGUCGCAAUAGUAAAAGAAAAAGAUCACCUUCGCCACUUGUAGACAAAAAACGUAACCGUGCAAGGCAAACAAAGACUAGAAGUUCAACACCGUCAUCUCAUUCUAGUGCUAAAAAGAAGCCUCUCAGAGGAGGAGAAGGCGAUUCAGAUGAAUCAUUUGAGGACACUGAUGCCUGGUCUCCCGAACAAGCGGGUCAAGAAACUCCAGCCUCUAAAUCAGCAAAUUCAAGAAAUUCACUGGCCAACAACGCCUCAAACUCCACAGAGGCAAGCUUGUUAGCAGACGUUGACAUUGCUGAUCGGGAAGAGAAAAGUGUUACUCCUAGUGAAAAUAAAGUGAAUAGUACAAGUACCGAUAAAGCAAAAGUUGGUACCAUUUCUCCUAACAAUAAUUGUGACAAAGUUGUUAAAGAAGAAGAUGAUGACAAUGUUACCGAUCAAACUAAUUAUAUUAUUGUUCCAAGUUAUUCUGCAUGGUUCGACUAUAAUUCAAUCCACGCCGUCGAACGAAAGGCUCUUCCUGAAUUCUUCAAUGGAGCCAAUGAAUCCAAGACUCCAGAAGUUUACCUUGCCUACCGUAAUUUUAUGCUUGACACCUAUCGUCUUAACCCAACUGAAUAUUUAACUGUUACUGCUUGUCGGCGUAAUUUGGCAGGAGAUGUAUGUGCGAUUAUGAGAGUUCAUGCUUUUCUUGAACAAUGGGGGCUAAUCAAUUACCAAGUUGAUGCUGAAUUACGACCGACUCCUAUGGGUCCUCCUUCAACGAGUCAUUUCAAUGUUUGUUUCGAUACACCUUCAAAUCUACAACCUUCUAAUCCUUUACGGGCUCGCCAAGAUACUCCGGUCAGUAAUUCCUCGUCACAAUCUGCAAGUUCUCAAGAAAACAAAGAAAACAAAGAGAACGAAGAGCAUAGCUCCAAACCAGAAUUGAAUGGCAAUUUCGGUUUGAGGACUGAUCAGUAUGAAAAGAAGAAUGCAUACUUCAAGAACAAGGGUGCAACAAAGAUAACCAGAGAAUGGGAAGAUCAAGAAAUACUUUUACUUUUAGAGGCAAUUGAAAUGUACAAAGAUGAUUGGAACAAAGUCUGUGAACACGUUAGCAGUCGAACUCAAGAAGAAUGCAUCCUUAAAUUCUUGCGUUUACCCAUCGAAGAUCCAUACUUAGAUGAAUCUGACGGAGUGUUAGGACCCUUAGCUUACCAACCCAUUCCAUUCUCUAAAUCAGGUAACCCAGUUAUGUCAACUGUUGCCUUUUUGGCAUCAAUGGUAGAUCCUCGUGUUGCCGCAGCGGCUGCCAAAGCUGCUAUGGAGGAGUUUGAAAAGCUCAAGGAUGAAGUGCCUUCUGCUUUGCUUAACGCUCAUAUCAAGAAUGUUGAAAAUAACGCUUCAAAAGGCCUUCUUCCAGAUUUAGACUUAUUUGACUUAUCUAUGAGCGGCAUUGCAGGUACAGACGAAAAAGAGAAUCCUGCCAGUAAUGUAACAGAUGAAGAAAAAUCGCGUUCUGAUGCAGCAAAAAGAUCUAGAAGUGAUUCAAAAGAUGGAAAUAAAUCCGGCGUAGAUCUUAAAACUGAAAAAGUUAACGGUGUCAGUCAUCCCAGUACUGAACAAGGAAAAGAAAUCGAAGAAAAAUCUAAAGAUCUAACCACUGAAGAAAAGGAAUCAACCCAAGAUAGCGGUAAAGAUGUCGAAAUGAAAGAAGUUAGUAAAGAAGAAGAAACAAAGGAAUCGAGUGAACCAAGUGAACCGAGUGAAAAUGCCUCCUCAAGUGAUUCGGCUAAAGAAAAGUCGAGCGAAAAGAGCAACAUUGAAGAACCUGAGGAUAAAGAUGCAACUAAAAGUGACAUUACCAGCACAGACAAGGAAUCUCCUGUCGAAGAAAGUUCUGCCAGAGAUGAUCAAACGGCUUCCGAAAAUAAAGACAAAGAUAAACCAACGACUGAAGCAAUGGAAGAAGGUACUGAUGAUAAAUCAAAUGAAAAAAUCUCAUCUAUUGAAAAUAAAAGUUCAACAAAAGAUAAGAGCUUAGAGAGGACUAAAACCAAAAAUGAAGAUAAUCAAGAAAUUAUGAAAGAAAAAGUUGUCAAAGAAGUUCAACUAUCAACCGCAGCAGCCGCUGCUCUAAGUGCUGCCGCUGUUAAAGCCAAGCAUCUAGCCGCAGUUGAAGAAAGAAAAAUUAAAUCAUUGGUGGCUCUCUUAGUAGAAACUCAAAUGAAAAAGUUAGAAAUUAAAUUAAGGCAUUUUGAAGAAUUGGAAACCAUUAUGGACCGAGAGCGUGAAAAUUUGGAGUACCAAAGACAACAAUUAAUACAAGAACGUCAACAAUUCCACUUGGAACAGUUAAAAGCAGCUGAAUAUCACGCUAGACAUAAGGCACAGUCAAUGCUUUUGGCGCAACAAGGAAAUACAUCAGUAACUGAAGAGCCACCUAUUAGUCAGCCAAAACAAGCACCAUUUUUCCCACCACAACCACCUCCACCACCACCUACAACACCUAUUCAACAGCCUCCCCAUUCUCAGACUGCAAUGACGGCUCAACCAGAGGCUCAGCAGCCACACAUCCCUCCGCAACCUCACAAUCCUCCUCCACCUCAUUCUGCACCUCAACCGCAUAAUCCACCACAACCAUAUAAUGCGCCUCAACCCUACAAUGCACCACAACCAUACAACACUCCACAACCCCACAAUCCUCCUCCACCUCAUUCUGCACCUCAACCCUACAAUGCACCACAACCAUACAACACUCCACAACCCCACAAUCCUCCUCCACCUCAUUCUGCACCUCAACCGCAUAAUCCACCACAACCACAUAAUGCACCUCAACCCUACAAUGCACCUCAACCCUACAAUGCACCACAACCCUACAACACUCCACAACCCCACAAUCCUCCUCCACCUCAUUCUGCACCUCAACCGCAUAAUGCACCACAACCACAUAAUGCACCACACCCACAUAAAUGCACCUCAACCCUUCCCAACAACACUCCACAACCCCACAAAGACUUCUUUUUGUGAUAAUUAAACCUAGAAAAUAAAAGAAAAAUUAAAUUUAAUGAGUUUAAUUCGAGGUAUCUUCAAUUCAAUUCAACUUUUCUGUAAAAAAAUAUUUCAAAGACAUGAAAUUAAUUUUGAAAUAUCCAAAAAUCCUAGACAUAAUCUAAUGGGAAGAAAUUGCCUGUAAAUCAAGUAAAGUCAAUUUGAAAUGUAAAUUACACAUAAUAAAUUUCAAUUAUAAUAAGAGA